Molecule: messenger RNA, 3962 nt
Organism: Cucurbita moschata (crookneck pumpkin)
Lineage: Eukaryota; Viridiplantae; Streptophyta; Magnoliopsida; Cucurbitales; Cucurbitaceae
Exons: 11
Coding region: 1-3858 (1285 amino acids)
Molecular function (GO): protein binding
Source: RefSeq, a predicted model, not a curated record
AUGUGGUUUCCAAUUCCAAGUAAUAAUACGACGCACCAAAUUCACGGGUCGUCUUCAAAUUGCCCGAAAAUGAUGGUUCUCAGUUCCGACGACAACCAUGGAAUUGAUGUUCACGGUGACUUUUACGAAGCUUCAUCGUCGACGCAAGCGAACAUGAAGGAAGAUCAGCCUCAACCGAUAAUCGCUAACGACAAAACUUCACAUCACAAGAUGGGUCUUCACUUGGCUAGAACUAAACGUCACAACUUCAACAUUUACAAUUGGGGCGUGAGAACGGACGAUAAUCCGCUGCAUAUUCAGCUAUGCGAAGCAGCAACUAGAGGUGAUUGGAAGACUGCAAACAACAUCGAAAAGACACAUAAAGGAAUCCUGUCGGAGAUAAUAAGAAAGGAUAGAAAAGAAACAGCUCUUCACAUUGCCACCAGAUUCAACAACACUGCCUUCGUUGAGAAGCUGAUGGAAAAGCUAACAGAAAAGGACUUGGAAGCCACAGAUGUAUAUGGAAACACAGCGCUCUGCAUGGCUGCUACAUUAGGCGCUGUGGAUAUUGCCAACUCCAUGCUGCACAAAAAUAAGGAUUUAGUGCUAAUUCGUGGGUCUCAAAAUGCAACCCCGAUUUUAGUGGCUGCGAGAUAUAAACAGAACCAUAUGGUUUCUUUUCUACUCAAAGAGAUGGACUUGAGCAUCCAAAGCAUGGCCACUAGCGACCAAAUGGAGCUUCUUCUUAGUGCCAUUGCCACCGACCAUUACGAUGUAGCUUUACUUAUUCUAAACGGGAACAAGUUAUUGGCACUGGAACGAGACGUCAAUGACGAUACACCCUUACAUAUAAUGGCCCGAAAAUCUAAUACAUUAGGCACAAAAAAUAACCCAACCAAGUGGCAAUCAUCUCUCCAUAGGUGUUUCAAAUAUAUAUACAAGAAGAAAAUGAUGCAAAUACAAGCAUGUCAAACGGUUGAGCUAAUGUGGAGUGUAGUUCAGGAUAAGAUUGAAGAAGAUAAGAGUUUGGAUUUCAUUUUACAUCCCUCAAGCAUGCUACACGAUGCUGCAAGCGUCGGAAACGUUGAGUUUAUGAGAGUGUUACUUCAUACAAAUCUUGAGUUUCUACGGAUUGUUGAUAGUAGUGGGAAGAACAUAUUUCACAUGGCAGUUGAGAAUCGACAACGGCGUGUCUUCAACUUAAUUUAUGAUAUGAAGCUCUUCGACCCAGUGGACUUUUUAUACUAUUUCAAUGAAGAAAACAUCAGCUUGCUUGAAUUAGCUGCCAAAAGAGUAGAUUCAAGUCAUCUUGAACGUGUCUUGGGAUCGUUCUUUCAAAUGCAUGAGGAGCUUCUAUGGUUUAAGGAAGUAGAGGAUAUAGUAGAACGUAGAAUAAGAAUAAAGAAAGGGAAUCAAACAGCAAGAGAAUUAUUCAACCAAGAACACACACAGCUUGCAAAAGAAGGAGAAAAGUGGGUGAAGAGUGCAGCCAAUUCAUCCAUGCGAGCUGCAAUAUCAAUAGCCAUUAUAGUUUUGUUUGCAGGCGGCAUGAACUAUGGGUCACGCUCACCCACGUUUGUUGACAACAAAUGGGUGACUGUGUUCGUGAUCUCAGAUGCAAUAGCCUUGAUCUCAUCUUCAUUUGCAACGCUAUUGUUUUGGUUGAUGCAGAGGUCGCGGUGUGAGGAAUCAGACUUUCUGCUGUGGUUGCCAUUGGAAUUGGUUGUUGGCAUUGGAUCCCUCUUCCUUUCAUUGCUGGCAAUGGUGCUGGCCUUCGAUGCAUACCUCUUCCUGCUCCUUGGAAAAUAUAUUUGCUCGAUUACAUUGCUAAUUGGUGGGACGUUUAGUGGUCUAAUUUUCUUGUUUUGUGUGCUCCAAUGGGAACUUUUGACUGAUUGUUUCGCAGCAAUAUAUGCCGGUGGGAUGUCGUAUUUAUCCAACAAUAGGCUCAUCAAAGGAAAAGGGAGGAAGCUACCGUUUCCAAAAAUGAGGAGUUUCAGUUCUUCCGUACACAAUGUGUUGGAGGUCGAGCUGCCGCAAGUGAAUGGGAAUGACUAUCACAAUAGGCUCAAAUCCAAAAUUCACAGAUUCACCGAUGCUCUGAUUCGCGGUGUCAAAUAUAUUCUCAACGAUGGGAGGAGCCUUUCAGAGGGCAAUGGUUCGGGCAACGACGACGCUCGAUGUCGCCUGCACAAAGCGGCAAUGAACGGCGACUGGGAAACGGCGGAGCAACUCGAAAGGGAAAAUCCGGGAAUUCUUUCAAUGGUUAUAAGCGAGGAUAGAAACGAGACUUCUCUGCAUAUUGCUACAAGAUGCAAUCAGGUUGGUUUUGUGCAGAAAUUAGUGGCGAGACUGAGCGAUGAAGACUUGGGCAUUGAAAAUAGCUAUGGAAACACAGCCCUUUGCAUCGCUGCUACGUUAGGCGGCCUUGAUAUCGCCAAGUCGAUGGUGGAAAAGCGUAAAGAUUUGAUUGGUGGGUCUAGAAAUGUAACCCCUGUUUUAAUUGCUGCAAGAUAUAAACACAACGACAUGGUUUCUUAUCUCCUCAGUCAGAAGGAUCAUAUUGCCCCAGAAAUGGAAUUGGAGCUUCUUGUUGGUGCCAUCUCUGCAAAUCAUUAUGAUAUAGCUUUGAUUAUUCUAAAGGGGAAGGAUUGGUUAGCGACCAAACUAGACAUCAAUCAAGACACACUAUUGCAUACACUCUUGCAUAUAAUGGCCCGGAAGCCUAACACUAUUGCAAGCUACAAGAUGACAGCCAAGUGGCAAUCAUGCAUCGAAAAGAGCGUGUUCAAAUGUUUAUGCAAAAAAACAACCAUGGAAAUAAAAGCCCAUCAAAUGGUUGCAAACAUGUGGAGUAUUGUCAAAACAAAUGCAACUUCAAAAGAAAAUCUAAUGAAUUUCGUAAUACAUCCAUCAAGCAUGCUACAUGAUGCUGCAAGAGUUGGAAAUGUUGAAUUUCUAGAAAUAUUGCUGCAUGAAAAUCCUGAUCUUCUACGGAUAUUCGACAACGAUGGGAAGAGUAUAUUUCACGUAGCGGUCGAGAAUCGACAAGAGGGUGUGUUCAAUUUAAUUUAUGAUAUGAAACUCUUCAACCCAGAUGACUUAUUAUACUAUUUUGAAGCGAAAAAAAUCAGCUUGCUUGAAUUAGCAGCCAAAAGCGCUAAUCCGAAGCAUCUCGAUCGAGUCUCGGGAGCAGUGUUUCAAAUGCAUAGCGAGCUUCUAUGGUUUAAGGUAGUCGAGAAUAUAGUGGAGCUUACGACGAGGGUAAAAAGAAGCGGAGGGGAAACCGCGCGGGAAAUAUUCACUAGAGAGCAUAAAGAGCUGAAGGAAGAAGGAGAGAAAUGGGUGAAGAGGACAGCAAAUUCAUGCAUGCUUGUAGCAACUUUGAUAGCGACCGUCGUGUUUACAGCAGCGUUCACAGUGCCAGGAGGCAAGAACGAGAGCUCGGGGCUUCCCAUAUUUGUGGAGAAGAAAUGGUUCACUGUGUUUGUGAUAUCAGAUGGGAUAGCAUUGGUGUCUUCGUCGACUGCAGUACUGUUGUUUUUGUCGAUCUUGACGUCGCGGUGUGCCGAGAAUGAUUUUCUGUUUUGGUUGCCAUUGGAGUUGGUAUGCGGGCUUGGAUCCCUGUUUGUUUCUGUGCUGUGUAUGGUGCUGGCUUUUGGUGCCGCCUUCUUCCUUUACUAUGGUAAAGAUACGGCUUUGCUUCCAUUGAUGAUUACUGGGAUGGCUGCUGUUCCAAUUUUCUGGUUUUGUGUGCUCCAAUGGAAGCUUUGGGCUCAUGCUUUAGUGUCAUUGCAUGCUUCUACUGUGUUUUGUUUGUUGAGGAAUAGGAAGACUAGUAUCCUCAAGGCUAUUACUAAUGGUGUCUUUGUGCGUUAGAAGUGUAUGUUUGUAAUCAUUACUUCAGAAUAAAGUGUCAGUCUAACUGUUCAAAUCCACUCUUAACAGAUAUUGUUCUCUUUUAGCUUUCUUUAUUGAGCUUC